Monopterus albus (swamp eel) is the source of this 3227-nucleotide messenger RNA. It is a transcript of the gene igsf11, whose product is annotated as immunoglobulin superfamily member 11. NCBI's taxonomy places the organism in Eukaryota, Metazoa, Chordata, Actinopteri, Synbranchiformes, Synbranchidae. Gene Ontology annotation, cellular component: cell-cell junction. The transcript has 8 exons. The record is from RefSeq and is a predicted model, not a curated record. The coding region runs from base 520 to 1965 and encodes 481 amino acids.
UGCAGCAGAAUAGACGAGACACCAUGGAGCGCAACAAGACGCGUUGGAGAGACUCACCAAGCGGACGGGACAAGUGCCACUUUCUGAUCUGUUUCUAAGUCACUCUCAGCGAUAGUGGCGGAUUUUCCUUCAGAGGUUUUCCAAGCGUGCGUUAAUCUACUAAGAAAGGCAAUAGUGUUGGGGCGACUGCCAGCUACCAAAGAACGGAAGACUAGGAGUAGUAAAAAUAAAAAUAACACCAGACAACAAAAAACAACAAAAACACCAGAAGGAGAGAUCAGUGCCUGGUGGAUAAAAAUGCUCCCAGUGUUGUUUUUACCAACACAUUUGAACAUUUCAUGUUGCUUUCGGUAAAUUCCCCUGGUGUGCGCUGCGUAAAACUCUGGACUGCUUUCAUGCCUUGUGCUAUUCGAAGGAUCCGUUACUUUUCUCUAAAGAAACUGUGAGCGCAGCUCAGACUUCUUAACGAAGGAGGCUCCGGGCUAAAACUGAGAAGGAGUCACCAGACCGUUACGAAUCAUGGUGAAGUUUCAUAACUCGGACCUAUGGAUAGCUUGGAUGGUCGUUUUCUGCAUGGAGGGCUUAAAGUUUGAUCAACACACAGGGAAAGUGUGUGUGCAGGCGCUGGAUGUGACGGUGUCCCAAAGCAGUGUUCAGGUGGCCCGAGGCCAAGCAGCCAUUUUGCCCUGCUCCUUCACCACCAGUGCUGCCCUUAACAAUCUCAACAUCAUUUGGAUGGUAAUACCGCUGUCCAAUGCCAACCAGCCAGAACAGCUGAUAAUCUACCAGAACGGCCAGGUGUUCAGCCUCGCCAAUCACCUCAGUGGUCGUGUGGGCUUCGUUGCCACCAUGCCAAGUACAAGUGCCUCCAUCUUCAUCAAUAACACCCAGCUGUCCGACACUGGGACCUACCAGUGCCUCGUCAACAACCUUCCUGACAGAGGGGGUCGCAACAUCGGAGUCACUGGGCUGACCGUGCUGGUGCCCCCCUCAGUGCCAGUAUGUCGGAUCCAGGGCACUCUGGAUGUAGGCAGUGACAUUAUACUGAUCUGCAGCUCGGAGGAGGGUAUCCCCACACCGUCCUACUCCUGGGAGAAGUUGGACACGCUGCCCAAGCUGCCGUACAAUGCCAUGAAAGACCAAAUGCAGGGCACAGUCACACUGAGAAACAUCAGCACCAGCACCUCAGGUCUCUACCAGUGUACCUCCAGCAACGUUAUUGGCAAGAGCACCUGUCUGCUCAACCUGCAGGUUAUAGCACCCCAGCCUCAGAGUGUAGGUCUGAUAGCAGGAACGGUUGCCACAGGAGUCCUGGCUCUCAUCAUCUGUUCCCUGCUAGUGGUUGCCACACUCUUCUACUGGAAGAACAAGAACAAAUAUGAUGAGGAGGAGAUCCCCAAUGAGAUCAGAGAAGAUGACCUUCCUCCUAAGAGGUCAUCAUCUGUGAAGGCUUUCCACGCAGAUGCCUCAUCCUCAGAGAAUGACACUCUGACAUCUACCAACACCUACAACAGCCGCUACUGGCACAACCCCAAACCCAAUUAUGACACCAACUCCUACACUCGCUACAAUGGAGACACACGCCAGACCUUCUCCGCUGCUGCUCAUGGUCCACAUGGACAUGGACAGGCCCUGAACACAGGGCACAGCCACAGUACGGUGGCCACAGCACCCAGCUCAGCACCACUGUCCCGCCACACGCAGCCCACAACUGCAACGGCUGCAUCAUUUGCCAAUGGCAGUCACACACUCCCUCCACCCAAGACUCUGGUGGUCACCACGAACUCUGCCCCCUCCCCUCCUGCCAUGGUGCGCAGCAACGGCACUGUGAGCCUCAAACCGGUGGUGACAUCCGCACACGGGCAGCACACGCACUCCUAUGCAGUGAGCCAGGCCGCACUGGAGCGGAUGGGGGCAGUGCCCGUCAUGGUGCCUGCACAGAGCCGAGCAGGUUCGCUGGUCUGAAACCUGAUUUGAAAGCAAGACAAAAUGAGUGUCUCAUUGUGAUGUUUCUUACCCACAGUGAAAACAAUGAAUAUGGGCUGAACCAGCCCGCUGCCCUUUAUAACUGUCUUUCUCUAUAUUCUGACCUUUUUAAUCUCAAAACCAACUGGGAUUUUACAGUGCACAGUUUGUUAAAUGCCAGUCCCUUGAUGGGCAGAACUUUCUAUUUUGUAGACAAGCACUAUGUGGAAUUUGAUCAUCCCUCUAGUGGAUGAGUUUUCCUGUCACAUACAGUGGGAACUGUUUUUCAUCUGUGGAUGAUUUAACAAAGCUGAAAUUAAAUUUCCUGCAGAACCUGGAAUCCCAGAUCUUAUUCAGGGCCGGACCAUAGUGGGGAUUGUGUUUUUUUUUUUUCCUGGACUCAAAGCAGCACAAGGUAUUUUCAUCUCAGUAUGUCCAUACUGCUCAGUCGGACAGAAGCAAGCGCAGAUUCCUACGUAAAUGCACGAGUCCUUUGAUUGGCAGCAGUCAUAGUGAUUGUAAGGAUUAUGUGUUGAAAAAGUGAAUCAUGUUAAGCAUACAGUACAUGGGUGAAGUGAUGGUGGUUUCAACAGCCUUAGAACAUGACAGUUAGUUUGGUUUUAUUGGGUGCAGUACAUUGCAUUGCGAUAUAUUGCAUUGCUUCACUAGAUGGGAAACAUUUUAAUUACAUUGUUGCACUUUUUAGAGCAAUUUUAUAACUUACAAGCUUUAUAUGUCUUGCAAACAGUAACUCAGCCUUAUGUUGUAUGGGUAAAAUGCUUUACCCAUACAACAUAAAGUGAAACUUCUGCACAUACAAUAGGGCAGCAUGAUAAAAUACUGGGGAUGCUGGGUUUUCAGAGAAAACCUUUCAACACUUAGAAACAACAGAGGCAGCGUCUGAAACCUGAUUGAAACCUGUUGAUGGAUACUGUUGCAGUCUUCUCUGUGUGUAUCGUUGCCGUUGUCUUAAUUUGGCUCUUUGCUACAUCAGUGCUGCUUUGAAGAGGAAGUUUUACUUCAUAAAUGCUUUAUAAAGACACAAAUUUAUAUAUUUAAAGAUGACGUUUCCCCAUUGACAAAGGCCAACACCUACUGUUUUCUACUGUACAUACUGUAAUUACAAUAGUCGGCUAGAUUGUAAAGCAAAGAAAAUACAUGACAUGUCUGAUAUAUAUUUUUACUGAUAACUCAUGUGUCUUAAUUUUAAAAGAGUUCUUUUUGUAACAUUAGAAAAGAAGCUGGGUUUGAUAGACAGUGUC